AUGGAUCUAUCCAUACAUCGUCCUCACAACAUCGGAGAUAUCCUGCAACAAAUCAUGACCAUUACUGAUCAGAGCCUUGAUGAAGCUCAAACGAGAAAACAUACGCUAAACUGUCAUCGGAUGAAACCUGCCCUCUUCCAAGUUCUCUGCGAAAUUAAAGAAAAAACAGGUUAG
Helobdella robusta is the source of this 174-nucleotide messenger RNA. RefSeq lists its product as hypothetical. The coding region runs from base 1 to 174 and encodes 57 amino acids. The record is from RefSeq and is a predicted model, not a curated record. Gene Ontology annotation, cellular component: nucleus. The transcript is spliced from 2 exons. Gene Ontology annotation, molecular function: DNA-binding transcription factor activity. Lineage: Eukaryota; Metazoa; Annelida; Clitellata; Rhynchobdellida; Glossiphoniidae.